Molecule: messenger RNA, 2931 nt
Organism: Caenorhabditis bovis
Lineage: Eukaryota; Metazoa; Nematoda; Chromadorea; Rhabditida; Rhabditidae
Source: the annotation of a GenBank genome assembly
AUGACAGGUACCUCAACGGCACCGAUCGACAUCGGCACAAGGUCAGAUCGAACAAAUUCGGAGACAAAUCAUGAUGAUAUGUCGUUUAUCAGUCCACACGUGUUCGGCGCUUCAUAUGUCAAUCUGUCGCACAACGACUUCUCGGGGAAUCCCGAUUACGACGACAGCGUGGUACAUGAGCCUCACGCAUUCGUCGAUUUGAACGCGCCCACCUCGUCAGCGCCGCUCGUCUCGCGAUCAUCGAAUACGACGUCGUCGGACGAACCGCGUAGAAUGUUGGUGCUCGAUCGCGACAUUCCGCUUCUUCCUGGCGAACAGGCGAUGCCUGUCAAUUCGCAGCAAGUGUGCCCCGUUGAAGGCGGCACUGUAAUGCUCACCAAUUUUCGACUUCUAUUCCUCACUGAUGGCGAACAUCAAUCGAUUUUUGUGUUUACACUCAUGGAACUUGAGCUCACCGAUUUUCGCGAUCCGAACCAAGUAAUCAUUUCGAUGAAAGGAGGAAGAGUGAGAGGGUUUACAUUCGAAUCUUAUGAGCGAGCAUUCCCAUGGCAUCGACAGUUGCUCAAAAUUGUGUCGAAACUCAAUCGUGGGCAUUCUGUGGCUGCAAUCGCUUCACCGACACAGGCAGAAGCUGAGAAUAUGGAGCCGAUUGAAGUGUUCGCUUGGAAGUUUGCCGAGGCUGUCGAAUCGUCUUGUCCGGAAUGGCUUCGAUCGAGUGGUUCAAUUACACCGGAUGUGACGAAGAAGGACUACGAUCGUCUUGGAAUGAAUGAAGAUUUCAGAAUAUCGGCGGUCAAUGAGGGCUUUCAAGUUUGCGAAUCGUACCCGGAACGAAUUAUUGUGCCAUCUUCGAUGACUGAUGAGGAGAUUAAAGAGGCUUCGUCCUAUCGUGGCCUCAAUCGAUUCCCGGCGGUGGUUUGGAGGUGUAAAUCUACGAGAGCUGUUCUUAUGAGAAGCGCGCAACCACAGGUCGGAUUCCUCUCUUGGAGAAAUUACAUGGAUGAGAAGAUUGUUGCGACGUUAACCAUAAUUGAAUGUUUAGAGGGAAAAGAGAAGAAGCAGUUCGUGAUAAUGGAUGCUAGAACGUAUGCGGCGGCAUUCGCGAAUCGUGCCCGAAGCGGAGGAUUCGAGAAUACUGAAUAUUAUCAACAAGCGAAACUUGAUUUCCUUGGACUUCCGAACAUUCAUACCGUUCGCAAUUCAUUCAUCGCCAUGAGAAAUUUGUUGCAUAGUGGAACACAUGGAGAUCAACUUUUGGCGAGCCUUCAAAACACUGGAUGGCUUCAGAAUCUUAGCAAUUUGUUGUUCUCCUCGGCCAGUUGCGCCGAUUAUCUGUCAAAGGGCCAUUCGGUUCUUGUUCAUUGCUCGGAUGGAUGGGAUCGGACCACGCAGAUCGUCUCGCUCGCAAAGAUUAUGCUUGAUGAUUAUUAUCGAACGAUUGAGGGAUUCGAGGAGCUGAUUCGAAGGGAAUGGCUCGCGUUUGGCCAUAAGUUCUAUGAUCGACAACAGAGUUUUAAUGGAAAUUGGGAUGCCGGCGAACGCUCGCCGAUCUUCCUUCAAUUCCUCGAAGCUGUCCGUCAUUUGCAACGCGAACAACCCACCGCGUUCCAGUUCACACACGCCUAUCUCAUCAAAUUGGCUCAACACUCCUACUCGGGACUUUUCGGAACAUUUUUGUUCAACUCGCAAAAGGAAAUGCGAGAGGCGCUGACAAAUCGUGAUAUUGAGCUUGUUGAGAUUUGGAGAUAUCUUGGCGAUCAUCAUCAGGAGUUUGUUAAUCAAUCGUACGACGAUUUGUUCAAAGGACCAUUGAAGAGCAUCAGCUUCAGUGUUAUCAACCUCCGAGUUUGGCAUGAAGUGUUCUCGGAUGACGUUGAGAGAUACAUGCAUCUAUACUCGCCCAACCCAUCAGCGACCCAGUCGCCAUCGCAACCUUCUGGAAAUUCGGCGCUGACGCCUUCAAAGGAGAACGUUGAGCGUCAAUCGUCUUCAGGAUACAGUUCAAAUUCUUCCGGAAUAAUUAAGAGCCGCAGCUCAGAGAGCAUCAAUUCGAUCAAUAAUGAAGGAGUAAAUGUUCCACUCAACACGCAUUCGGGAUCGAAUGGAGCGAUUCCAUCGCUUGACACAUCGAUGAUCAUCGCCUCGCCGCCGUCCGAAUCGUUCUGCUUCGGAAUGUCGACGAGCACUCAUCAACACUCGUUGGCGUGGAAUCAGCAUAGUUCGAAAAUCGAUGAUAUGCUUGAUUGCGACGGUCUGAUCAAAUUCGAAGACGAAGAGCAAGAGAUUCAGCGACGCAAAAACAACGCGAUGAAGAACGAAUUGAAGCGCAAAGAAAAUAUCAUCGAGGAUUUGAAAAAUCGUCAGAGAAAUUUCUCGGAGAAGACGUCGAAUGGAAGUAUUGGAUACACGACGAAUGGAUCAAGAUUGAACUCGUUUUGCGAUACGGACGAUUGCAAAUCGAACUCGGAUAUUUCGGUGGUUGAAGCUUCGGAACUUCCGGAUGCGAACAAAGGUUGGGAGAUGAACGGCACGAAUUGCAAGUUGUGCAAUAUGGAGUUCUCCAAAAUGAGCCCCUACCAAGAGGAUCGUGCCCAUCAUUGCAGAAAUUGCGGCUUAUUCGUGUGUUUCCAAUGCUCGCAACACUAUUUCCACGUGUUCGAGGAGGGCCAAAGCCGACAGAAGCGGGUGUGCGACAAGUGCUACAAAAAGAUGUGUUCGGAUAAAAUUUCGAGAUCUUCCUCCCUCGACAACCUGAGCGACAAUGAUUGUCGCUCGUUCCGUCGCUGCAUCUCGCCAUCGUCGCACUCGUUGAAUCGAAUGCCGACGCAGCCGCAAUGCAUUCGCUCGUCGUGUAAAGGCUCGUCGCAUUCCGUCGCGUCAGCGCACAAUUCGCCCGGCGAGUUCUGUCCACAUCAAGCAGUUAAAGGCUAA